GAUGAGCCACCAUGACAACAACCAUCCCUUCUCUUACUUCCGAUCAGGUUGAUCGAUACUUUGAAUAUAUCCAGCUACCCCAUGAGUAUAGACGAUAUCGUAAUCCGAAGUUGGAUAUCGCCCUGCUCACUACCAUCCACACCUAUCAUGUGUCAACCAUUCCUUACGAGAACAUUGCUCUACAUUAUGCCCCUUCAGCGUAUAUUUCCUUGGAAAUCUCUGAUAUCUAUCACAAGUUUAUCGAGAGGGGCCGUGGUGGAUACUGCAUGGAGAAUAAUAUUUUCCUCUAUCAUGUUCUUUCCUUCUUAGGCUUUCAAGUCUACCUAGCCGGGGCCAGACUUCAUCGUGACACCAAGAGCAACUCUCCCGGAUGGUCAGGCUGGGAACAUGCCGUUAACAUCGUCACUCUUGCCGAUCAUACUCGGUACCUGGUUGAUGUGGGUUAUGGUGGCGAUGGGCCCAAAACCCCACUACCUCUUGUGGCAGGGGAAAUAGCCCCUAACAUUGGUACACAAGAGCUGCAACUGGUGUAUGGCACCAUUGACGGUCUUUCAGAUGCCAAGCAGCGCAUGUGGAUCUACCAGUUCCGAAAUGCUACCGACUGCCCUUGGACCCCGGCCUAUGCCUUUACCGAAACUGAGUUCCUGCGCCGAGAUUUUGAAGUCAUGAGUUACUAUACGAGCCAGCAUCCGCAGUGCUUUCUGACUUCUAACCUCCUCGUGAUUAAGUUCCUGCGCGAAGGUAGCAACGUCUACGGCAAGACCAUACUGGACCAAGACAAAGUGAAAGAGAAUCUCGGUGGCAAGUCUGUUCUAAUCAAGACAUGCCGUAGUGAGGAGGAUCGGGUUCAGGUGCUCCGGGAUAGGUUUGGUAUUUCCUUGACUGAAGAGGAGCAGAAAGGGAUUAUUGGUCGGAAAUCCGAACUAGUCCAGUAG
This is a messenger RNA of Aspergillus pseudotamarii, 935 nucleotides long. Its product is annotated as arylamine N-acetyltransferase family protein. NCBI's taxonomy places the organism in Eukaryota, Fungi, Ascomycota, Eurotiomycetes, Eurotiales, Aspergillaceae. The record is from RefSeq and is a predicted model, not a curated record. Gene Ontology annotation, molecular function: acetyltransferase activity. The transcript is spliced from 2 exons. Bases 12 to 935 code for a protein of 307 amino acids.